Macadamia integrifolia is the source of this 996-nucleotide messenger RNA. RefSeq lists its product as uncharacterized. The record is from RefSeq and is a predicted model, not a curated record. The transcript is spliced from 2 exons. Bases 83 to 700 code for a protein of 205 amino acids. Lineage: Eukaryota; Viridiplantae; Streptophyta; Magnoliopsida; Proteales; Proteaceae.
CUUCUCAUCUCCCCUCGCUCUGUUCCUUCUUUUUUCUUCGUCUGCUUUUCCUAAGUUUCAAGUUUCAACUUCUUACUCUCAAAUGAAAAUGACGACUUCAAAUUCAAGAGCCAGAUCCAGUGGACCAGUCUUGUCUGACGGGAUUCAGAGAACGAUCUCUCCGCCGUCGUCGACGGCUUUCGCGUCUGCAAGUUCGAGUUUCUCUCCUCGAUCGACUGGUUUCUUCAAUAGAUCAGUCUCUCCUACUGGCAUCAAUCUCUGUGGUUCCCUUCCAUCUUCGUCUUCUCCAUCUGUUCGGUUUUCGAUCGACCGAUCUCGCUCUCCUAGCAGGUCGAUUGCCGUAUCUCCUCGAGAUCAGGUCGUGAGUAAGCAGAGUAAUCAUCUGUCCGCUCAAUCAUCUCCGAGGAGGACGUGUAUGUGUUCGCCGACUAAUCAUCCUGGUUCGUUUCGUUGCAGUCUCCAUAAAGGUGUCGAUAACCGCCAUCAUCAUGCGCCAUCGUAUCCAUCUUCUUAUCGAUUGAAUGCUCGGAGAUCGGCGAUGACAAAUUCGCUUGUUCGGAUCGGUUCUGUUGAGGGUGAAUUGGUUAAGAGAGCUUUGACAGCUUUAAUUAGACCUUCUUCUCAUCAACAGAAGAGAAGAGCGUCGUUCCAGCGAAGACCUAGCCGGCUUUCUCUCAUGUCGAUAACUGAAGACUUGUGAUCAAUCAAUCGAGCAGGUUCGUUCAACUAUAUUCCUCGAUUCUCUUCUGUAAAUAUCUUGUAUUGCCGUAUUGUUUCGGCACUGGAAAGGAAGCCUUUUCUUUUAGCGCGAGGGCAGAAUCCUGGAAUAGAGCAGCAGAUUGACAGAGCCUAUCGAGGCAUCUCUUUGUACAUCUCCAGAGACCAGAGACCAGAGACCAGAGACCAGAGAUCAUAGAUCAUAGACCAACUUGUACAUACCAAUUUUGCUGUUUGAAGAACUUGAUCAGAUAUCGGAUUUCACAGUUUAACCUAAAA